AUGGUCAUCGUGUGGAGCGGGGAAGAGCAAGGCGCUGUGGACCUUGCUCAUCCCGCCGCGGACAUCUGGGCGGACGAUGGCGCCUUCUACAUCACGGAUGUUCACGGUGAGGCCGCAGAGACGAUUGUCGAAGGCUGGUCGGAGGAGGCAUCGGAAGAGGAGGAGUCGGAAGAGGAGGGGUCAGAGGAGGAGGAGGAGACCGAAGAAGAGGAGUCGGAUGAGGAGACGGAAGAGACCCGGGAGGAGGAGGAGGAGACGCAAGAGGCGGAGAUGCAAAGGGAGCAGUCGGAGAAGGAGGCUACGUUCCAGCGUGUCAGCAUCCGCGACCAAAUCGUGCGCCGCUCUGCUGCGAUUGCGGCGAGGGUUGCUGCCGCCAUCGAGGUCGUAGAGCAGGGAGUGGAUAUGCAGUCCUUUGUGCUGGUCUCAGGGCCAGCGCCGGAGUCGGUCAGCGAGAGGGCCCUGGAGGACAGCGCUGAGCUUCACAGCUCCGAUGGCCAAGACUCGCACUCCUCCUCCUCCACGUCGGACGAGGUUGUGGAAGACGAAAGCGCGCAAGUGUCGGGGGUGGAGAAUUCCAAGGCAACGCUGUCAGAGAGCCGAGCCGCGGCGGAGUCGAUGCUUCAGGCUGUGAUCGUGGCCAAAUCUGCGGCGGCGAAGAGUGAGGAGGCGCCGAGCGACAUGGAGUCCAGCCUCGGCAAGGCUGCUGCCGAAAAGGCGGAGCUGGCGGCCGCCUUGAGCGGCACCUGGCAGAUCCUCAAGGUCGGCGAGUGGACGGACUCCCCACAUUCGCACAUCGAGGCCAUCCAGCCCCUGCUGAGCAAGCUGAGCUUGGACGAGUCGAUGAAGGCGGCGCAGAGAAGCGUCCUCACGAAGAAGCCAUGUGAUCGUGACGGCUUCGACUGCACCCGGGUCCUUGUUAGCACUGUCAUGGACCAGCUCGACAAGUGCUUCCAGGCCAAGAUCGAAGAACUCGCACGCUUCUUGGAGUUUGGCAAGAGCCAAAGCGAGGCCAAGGCUGCGCAAGUGGCGCAGGACGCCGCCGCUCGCGAGGCUGCGGAGCUGCAGCAGAAGGCGAGCUCCAAGGAUCCUGCGAGUCGUGGGAAAGGGAAUCAGCAGCGCCAGUGGUGGCUGCUGAGGUGCCCUGAGGGCCGGGAAAUGAAGUUCCGUGAGUGGAGCAGAAGCACCGGCGCCACCACCUUGCAAAAGGGGCUGCUCAUGCAGGAUCCUGAAUGGUUGGCUGCCAGUGCGUCGCCACUUCCCGAGUCCAUCAGCCCCCUCGGCAGCGCGUGUCAUCAAGCCCAGGGCACGUAA
Molecule: messenger RNA, 1311 nt
Organism: Symbiodinium natans
Lineage: Eukaryota; Dinophyceae; Suessiales; Symbiodiniaceae
Source: the annotation of a GenBank genome assembly